AUGGAGGACGAAAUAGCUAAAUACAACGCUAGAGUAGUGAAAGCAGAGGAGGAAAUUUUUCGUUUGGAAAAAGAGUUAGACUUGAUUGAAAAUCCCAAAGCUUUGGCAGAAAGUGGAAUCGUGUCACCAAUUUUACAGAAACUACAAACUGAAAACCAAAAGUUACUUUAUCAAUUAAACCACCUGAAGAAGCAUUUGGCCGAGCAGAAGUCAAAAUCUCCCAUUCACAUGAUUAGUUUGACAUCCAUGAUUGAUGAUCUGUUCCAAGUGGCAAUUCAUCAAGCUUACCCUGGCAUAGAUCUUCCCAAAUCUGAUGUUACAAGCAGUGCCAAAUUUGCAGAUUUUCAAUGUAACAGUGCUAUGAGUAUCUCCCAGAAAUUGAAAACAGCUGGCACUAAAAGUAAUCCAAGAGAAGUCGCCCAAAAUAUUGUCAACAACUUGCCUAAAGCUGAAUGUAUUGAAAAGGUUGACAUUGCAGGACCAGGAUUCAUCAAUAUUUUCCUGAAUAAAGAAUGGGUUUCACAACAAAUAUUCAAGCUACUGAACAAUGGCGUCCAACCUCCACCAAUUGGUAAAAAGAGACGAGCUGUAGUUGACUUUUCAUCACCGAAUAUUGCCAAAGAAAUGCAUGUUGGUCAUCUGCGAUCCACUAUUAUUGGUGAGAGUAUCUGCCGUCUGCUAGAGUGGGUUGGUCAUGAUGUUCUGAGAAUUAACCAUCUAGGAGACUGGGGAACACAGUUUGGAAUGUUGAUUGCUAAUCUGCAAGAUAAAUACCCAGACUUUGCCAAAAAUCCACCAAGCAUUGGAGACUUGCAGAGCUUUUAUAAAGCAUCUAAAGCACGUUUUGAUGAAGAUGAAGAAUUUAAGAAGAGAGCUUAUGCUUGUGUUGUUAAGUUACAAGCACAUGAUCCAGAAUACAUCAAAGCCUGGAAAUCCAUUUAUGAUGUUUCACGUAAAGAAUUUCAAAAAGUGUACGAGAGGUUGGAUGUUAGUUUAAUAGAUCGUGGAGAAUCAUAUUACCAAGAAUUAAUGAAAAUUGUGGUUGAAGAACUGGGGUCAAAAGGUUACACCAAGGUGGAAGACGGUCGAACCAUCAUGUUUGUGGAAGGUCACCAAGUUCCCUUGACAGUUAUUAAAACUGAUGGUGGAUUUACCUAUGAUACAUCCGAUUUAGCUGCUAUCAAACAACGUCUAAUGGAUGAGAAGGCUGAUUGGUUGGUGUAUGUUGUAGAUAAUGGUCAAGGUGGACAUUUAGAAACUAUCUACUCUGCUGCUUUCCAGGUUGGUUGGGCCAAUAAAUCAGUUCAUCGUAUUGAACAUGUUGGAUUCGGUGUAGUUUUGGGAGAAGAUAAGAAGAAAUUCAAAACAAGAUCUGGAGAAACUGUCCGCCUGGUUGAUUUACUAGAUGAAGGCAUUAAAAGAGCUGAAGCGAAACUGAAAGAGAAAGAACGAGACAAAGUUUUGAGUAAGGAAGAAAUGGAAAAAGCUAAGGCAUCUGUGGCUUAUGGUUGUAUUAAAUAUGCAGAUUUGUCGCAUAAUCGAUCUCAUGAUUAUGUUUUCUCCUUUGAUAAGAUGUUAGAUGAUCGAGGCAAUACAGCUGCUUAUCUAUUGUAUGCUUAUACUCGAAUUAGAUCCAUUGCUCGACUAGCGAACGUCUCGGAAAAAGAAUUAGCGGAAGCUGCUAAAUCAACAAAAAUAGAAUUAGAUCAUGAAAAAGAGUAUAAACUUGCUAAAUGUAUAUUGAAAUUCCCCGAGAUUAUUUUGAAAUUAUUAGAUGAUUUGUAUUUACAUACAUUGUGUGAUUAUCUAUAUGAAUUGACCACAUCUUUCACCGAGUUUUAUGAUAAUUGUUAUUGUGUAGAAAAAGAUAGAACCACUGGUAAAGUUAUUAAGAUUAAUAAGAGUAGGUUAUUGUUAUGUGAGGCCACAGCUAAUGUUAUCAGUGCAGGAUUUCAUAUUCUAGGUAUUAAUCCUUUACAAAGGAUGUAGUUCUCUAUUUUAUAUGAUCCUAACCUUAUAACCAAAUGUAUGGGUUAAUUCUCUACAGAGAUUGUGCAAAUAUCUUUGUUAUUUUAGUAGAUGCCGUUCCAGAAUGGAUCUUCUAUGAACAGACUUGGCUUUGCCAUUUGAUAGAUUUACUGUAUUAUUUACCCAUGUUUGUUUGGUUUGUACGUAAUGUCACCUUUAUGUUCAUGCACCAAUCUAAGAUAGGAUCAGUUCAAAAUUACCUUCAGUAAUAAAUUGGCUUGUGAAGCUUAAAAUUUGUACAUGAAAGUGAAUUGUAAAUGUUACAAGUUUCUUCAAUUGUUAAAAUUGUUCUGCUUAAACCUCUGAUGAAAUAUUUUCAAAUGUUUUGUUUAUCCAUUAAUUUGAACAGUUCAUUUCCCUGUAUAAAAGCUAUGUUC
Lottia gigantea (owl limpet) is the source of this 2405-nucleotide messenger RNA. RefSeq lists its product as hypothetical. Gene Ontology annotation, molecular function: arginine-tRNA ligase activity; ATP binding. The coding region runs from base 1 to 1989 and encodes 662 amino acids. The record is from RefSeq and is a predicted model, not a curated record. Gene Ontology annotation, cellular component: cytoplasm. Gene Ontology annotation, biological process: arginyl-tRNA aminoacylation. NCBI's taxonomy places the organism in Eukaryota, Metazoa, Mollusca, Gastropoda, Lottiidae. The transcript has a single exon.